Adelges cooleyi (spruce gall adelgid) is the source of this 2511-nucleotide messenger RNA. RefSeq names its product probable ATP-dependent RNA helicase DDX27 (gene Rs1). The transcript has 14 exons. Bases 104 to 2437 code for a protein of 777 amino acids. The record is from RefSeq and is a predicted model, not a curated record. Gene Ontology annotation, molecular function: RNA helicase activity; ATP binding; nucleic acid binding. NCBI's taxonomy places the organism in Eukaryota, Metazoa, Arthropoda, Insecta, Hemiptera, Adelgidae.
GAUGAUUUACACCUUUUUUUUUAAUUUGCCGAAAAAAACAUUUUCCAUGACGAAUAUUGUUUUUAAUAAAAAUCAUUAAACAAUAACUACGCAUCGUUUAGUUAUGAAAAAAACACUCAACGUGGGAGCAAUGAACACCUUGUUUAAACAAACAGUUUCUAUAAUGAGCAUUAUGAAAUGGGAUAUAGUUAAAACUAUUGGCGAAGACGAAGAAGUCGAAGAUGUUUCAUCAGACUCUGAUAUUGAAAUUGAAUAUCAACCAAAAAAACACAAGACAAAAGGGGAUUCAUACUUUGAUGACGAAUUCAAAUUCUUAUCUACACCUUCAGAUUACAAUCAUGACACAUGGGAUGAUUUACAGAAAUAUAUAAAACGAAAGGGAACAACUAAUAGAGUUGACGAAAAAAUUGAAAAAUCUCGUAGAUACGUCAAGUCAUUUUUACCUGAUGUCUCUGCUGAAGAACAUGAAGAGUACAAUGAAGAAUCCGACUCAAAUUCAUUAUCAGAAGACGAACUAAAAAAAGAUGGUCUUAGAGAUAGACAAAAGCUAGUCGGUAAAAGAAAUAAAAAAAAGAAAAUUGAAACUAAUGACGACAAUAAGAACGAAAUAACUGUUGAUGAUGAUGGCGAAUUUUUUGAGGACGCUCCUCCAUACGAAGAAAAUGCUUCAUUUUACCAAAUGAAUAUAUCCAGGCCGUUAAUGAAAGCUAUAAGUGUUAUAAACUAUGUCCAUCCAACCCCUAUACAAGCGGCUGCAAUACCCGUAGCUUUGUUGGGAAGAGAUAUUUGCGGUUGUGCCGCCACUGGUACUGGUAAAACAGCAGCUUACAUGUUGCCUAUUUUAGAAAGACUUCUUUAUAGACCAAAAGGAUUUACUCCUAUUACUAGAGUACUUGUAUUGGUGCCAACUCGAGAACUUGGUGUUCAGGUUUAUCAAGUCGCUAAACAACUUGCUCAGUUUACUACAGUUGAAGUUGGUCUUUCUGUUGGCGGCUUGGAACUCAAAGUUCAAGAAUCCAUAUUAAGAAAAAACCCAGAUAUUGUUAUAGCCACUCCAGGGCGUUUACUCGAUCAUUUACAAAAUACGCCAUCAUUUUCAUUAUCCGACUUGGAAGUAUUAGUGUUGGACGAAGCUGAUAGAAUGUUGGAUGAAAAUUUUGCAGAUCAAAUGAAAGAAAUCAUCAAUAUGUGUGCUAAAACCAGACAAACAAUGUUAUUUUCAGCUACUAUGACAGACGCAGUUAACGAUCUUGCUUCUGUAUCAUUAAAUAAACCAGUUAAAAUAUUUGUUGAUAGUAAUACAGAUGUCGCGUUUAAUUUAAGACAAGAAUUUGUCAGAUUACGUCAGGGGAAGGAACAGGAUCGAGAUGCGACACUAGCUGCUUUAGUUUGCCGAACGUUCAGAGAUCAUACUAUGAUAUUUGUUCGAACCAAAGCAGAUGCACACAGGGUAAAAAUUUUGCUGGGCCUCUUUGGACUUAAGGUGGGUGAACUUCAUGGAAAUUUAUCUCAACCUCAAAGAUUAGAAGCCUUACGAAAGUUCAAAGACGAAGAACUCGAUUUAUUGAUUGCUACCGAUGUAGCCGCUCGUGGAUUAGACAUUCGAGGUGUAAAAGCCGUUAUUAAUUAUACUAUGCCACCAACUGUAGAACAUUAUAUUCAUCGUGUUGGUAGAACGGCCAGAGCUGGUCGAUCAGGUGUAUCGGUUUCUAUAGCGAGUGAAAUAGACAGGAAAGUUUUGAAAGAAGUCAUUAAAAAAGCCAAAAAUCCAGUAAAACAUCGUGUGAUCCCCAUUGAAAUUCUAGAUAAGUACAAAGAACGGGUAGAUUCACUUCGUAAUGAAGUUAAAUGUAUCAUGCACGAGGAAUAUGAAGAACGACAAAUGAGUCGAACAGAAGAGUUUGCUGAUAAAACUGAAAAAAUGGCAAAAACAAGUAUUAGUAGUCUAGUUAAAAAAAAAGACGAGACUAAAAGAGAAUGGUUUCAAACACAAAAAGAGCGACAAGAAGCUAAAAAGAGAUCCAGGGAAGCUUUUUCUGCUAAAAUUGAAAAAAACAUUAAAAAAAAAAAGAAAAACAAUGUAGAAGGUAACAAUGAUGAAGAAGACAUUGAAAAUGAAAAAAAAUUACAAAGAGUUGCUAAUUUCCAAGCUAGAAGUGCUAAAAACAAAAUGAAACCUAAAAAAAUGAAUGCUAUCACAGAUUUUGGUCAAGGCAAGUUUAAUUCAAAUCCACAAUCUGGUAAAAAGCAGAAAGGAUCUGUUUUUGAUUCUCAAUUUACUGAUGUAAGCAAAUCUGGCGCAAAGAAGUAUAGAUAUGAAGCCAACCAAGCAAAAAGAAUGAUGGCAUCUAAAAAAAAAACGCUAGUAAACAAAGGAAAAACACCAAUUAAAAAAGGGAAGCCAACAAAUUUUAAAAAAGGAAAAUCAAAGUGGUGACAGUUUAAUUGAUUCUAUUUAUUUUAACUCAUUUGAAUAUCAAAAUUACAAAAGAACUAUAUAUUUUGUUUUUA